AUGAGUUACGGUAAAGCAGCAGCUGAAAGAAUAGCAAACCAAACAUUUCUUAUUACAGGGUGUUCAUCAGGGAUUGGACAAGCAACAUGUUUAGAAUUAGCAGAAACCAAUCCAAAUAUUAAAUUAAUUAUAACAGCAAGAAGAAAAGAUAAGUUAGAUGAAUUAAAAGCUAAAUUAGAAAAAGAAUAUGUUGGAAUAAAAGUUUUAUCAGAAAGUUUGGACGUAUCAGAUUUAAAAUCAAUUGAUAAAUUUUUUGCCAACUUACCAAGUGAAUUUUCAGAUAUUGAUGUAUUAGUCAACAAUGCAGGUUUGGCUAUUGGACAAGAUGAAUUUGUAAACACUGAAGUAGAAGAUGCAGAAACUGUAUUCCAAACUAACGUUAUUGGAUCUAUCGCAGUCACUAAAAAGGUUUUACCAAUUUUAAAAAAGAAAAACUCAGGUACUAUAGUAUUUAUUGGAAGUAUUGCAGGUAUAGUACCAUAUGACAAAGGUUCAAUUUAUUGUGCAUCAAAAGCAGCCAUUAAAUCAUUCAGUGAUUCAUUAAGAAAAGAAUUAAUUUCGACCAAAAUUAGAGUGAUAUUAAACAGUCCUGGUGCGGUCAAGACUGAUUUUUCAAUGGUUAGAUUUAAAGGUGAUCAAGCUAAAUCUGAUGCCGUGUAUGAUAAUACCGAACCAUUAACAGCUACUGAUAUUGCUGAAUCCUUGGUGUUUGCAAUUACAAGAAGACAAAAUGUGGUUAUUGCUGAAACUUUGGUUUUUCCUAAUCAUCAAGCUUCUCCUUUCCAUUAUUAUAGAACAAAAGAUUAA
Molecule: messenger RNA, 807 nt
Organism: Lodderomyces jiufengensis
Lineage: Eukaryota; Fungi; Ascomycota; Pichiomycetes; Serinales; Debaryomycetaceae
Product: oxidoreductase
Exons: 1
Coding region: 1-807 (268 amino acids)
Cellular component (GO): cytosol
Molecular function (GO): oxidoreductase activity
Source: RefSeq, a predicted model, not a curated record